UCCCCGGUAGUACAGCGGAGAGAGAGGAAUAGUCUGAACAAAUGCUAUGCGGAUACACUUUUUAAAAACAAAUGACUUUAACUUGGUAACAAUAUGGAUUAUGUCGUUGUCAAGGGAAUGUGAACGGAUACCGGAGACAGACUCAGACUGGAAGUUUUGAAGGGCCGAUCACGGCGCCUCUAACCCCGGGUCCGGUUUUAUUACCGGCGUCCCAUUUUUCUUCCCCCGGGGGUAGCCCCAUGCAAAACAUAACGGCACCGGGCAGCCCCAAUAACAACUCUGAUGUUAUUUGUUCCUGUAACGGCACCGGUCCCCAGCCGGAGGGAAUGGAGAUAUCUGUACUGGAGUCAGCUCAGAUCCUCUUCAUCCUGGUCCUGAUGACCGUAAUGCUGCUGCUGAUUGGCUGUCUGUUCAACCACUACAAGCUGUCUUCCUGCUCCUUUACAACCAGACAGAGACAGGCCCGGAGGCAAGCACAACACCUACAGCAGGAUCUCUGGCCGUCGGACAGCGGCUCUCGACAAGGUGCCUCCGAGGUGCUGUAUGUGCCCCAGACAAGGGAGAGGUUCACAGCCUCGUCCUUUAUGUCCAGGGAGCGUUUCAGUCGCUUCCAGCCCACCUGCCACUACCUGACCCGCGACCUCCAUCUUCCCCCCACCAUCUCCCUGUCUGACGGAGAGGAGCCCCCGCCCUACCAGGGUCCCUGUACCUUACAGCUGAGGGACCCGGAGCAGCAGUUAGAGUUGAACAGAGAGUCGGUCAGGGCCCCUCCCAACAGAACCAUCUUUCACAGCGACGCGAUAGACGUGCACGGUGGAGGGGCUGGAGGGCCGAGGCCACCCAGCAGUAACUCUGGUAUCAGCGUAGCCAAUAGCAGCAGCAGCCACGGACGCAUGGAACACCCGCCUCCGGCGUAUUGCGAGGUGAUUGGUCAGCACUACCCUGGCUUCUUUCACCACCCGCACAGCGAUAACACACUCGGGACCUGGACCGGGGGCGGGACCAGCCUGCAGGGCCAAUCGGAAAGCACAAUACCUGCCAAGGGCAGGAAAGGGGAGGAGCUGAGGUGAGAUGGAGGAGGGACUAUGCUGUCGGAGACUCCUCCCCCUGUAAAGGACAAUCUCUUGAUGGACCGACACUCCCAGGAUGCACAACUA
Molecule: messenger RNA, 1157 nt
Organism: Salmo salar (Atlantic salmon)
Lineage: Eukaryota; Metazoa; Chordata; Actinopteri; Salmoniformes; Salmonidae
Source: RefSeq, a predicted model, not a curated record